AUGUCCGGCUCCGGCAGGAAAGACUUCGACGUGAAGCACAUCCUGCGCCUCCGCUGGAAACUGUUCAGCCACCCCUCGCCGGCGGGCGGCCCGGCGGGGGGAGGCUGCCUGCCGCCCGACAGCAGCUUCGAGCACUGGGGACCGAGCCAGAGCCGCCUGCUGAAGAGCCAGGAAAGAGGCAACGGCGUCUUCUGGAAGAAAUCCACCUCCUCCGCCUCCUCCUCGGCGGCCACCACGGCCAGCCCGCCCAACGGGACGCUGCUGCCCGCCGGCGGCCGGCCGGCCACGGGGCACGGCCCGGGACCGCCGCCGCCCCGCACCGUCUUCUACGUGGAGUCCCUGGAGGAGGAGGAGGAGGAGGAGGCGGUGCCCGGCGGGAUGGAGGUGGCCCGCGAGCCCGAGAAGCCCCUGGCGGCGCCGGAGCGGGAGGAGGCGCCGGGGGGCUGCGCCGAUGGAGGCAGCCGGGCAACAGGUGACGGAGGCGGGCACAGACUGUCAGGAGCCAGCCACCCCUUGCCACCCCACUGUGACAUGGAUUCCUGUAGCUCUGAGGAAUUCUACCAGGCUGUUCACCAUGCAGAGCAAACCUUCAGGAAAAUGGAGAGCUACUUGAAGCAGCAGCAGCUCUGUGAUGUUAUCCUGAUUGCUGGGGAUCGCAAGAUACCUGCACACAGACUUGUCCUCAGUUCUGUCUCUGACUACUUUGCUGCCAUGUUUACAAGUGAUGUUUGUGAAGCCAAGCAAGAAGAGAUCAAAAUGGAAGGCAUAGACCCCAAUGCGCUGUGGGACCUUGUUCAGUUUGCAUAUACAGGCUGCCUGGAAUUAAAAGAAGACACCAUUGAAAACCUUCUAGCAGCUGCCUGCCUUCUCCAGCUCCCCCAAGUAGUAGAGGUUUGCUGCCAUUUUCUAAUGAAGCUUUUGCACCCAUCCAACUGUUUGGGAAUACGAGCAUUUGCAGAUGCACAAGGGUGCACAGAGCUUAUGAAGGUGGCUCACAACUACACCAUGGAGAAUAUAAUGGAAGUUAUACGAAAUCAAGAAUUUUUACUUCUACCUGCUGAAGAACUCCAUAAACUUCUUGCCAGUGAUGAUGUGAAUGUUCCUGAUGAAGAGACCAUUUUCCAUGCCUUAAUGAUGUGGGUGAAAUAUGAUAUGCAGAGGCGAUGCAAUGACCUAAGUAUGCUGCUUGCUUAUAUCAGAUUACCACUCCUUCCACCUCAGAUAUUGGCUGACCUGGAAAACCAUGCACUCUUUAAGGAUGACCUAGAAUGUCAGAAGCUUAUUCUGGAAGCCAUGAAAUAUCAUCUUUUACCAGAAAGAAGAACUCUUAUGCAAAGUCCAAGAACUAAGCCUAGAAAAUCUACAGUUGGAACACUUUACGCUGUUGGAGGAAUGGAUAACAACAAAGGAGCUACAACUAUUGAAAAGUAUGAUCUCAGAACAAACAUAUGGAUUCAGGCUGGAGUAAUGAAUGGCAGGAGGCUUCAGUUUGGUGUUGCUGUCAUCGAUGACAAGCUGUUUGUCAUUGGAGGCCGGGAUGGUUUAAAGACAUUAAACACUGUUGAAUGUUACAAUCCAAAGACCAAGGCUUGGACUGUGUUACCACCUAUGUCAACGCACAGGCAUGGCUUAGGAGUUACAGUGCUUGAAGGGCCUAUUUAUGCAGUGGGAGGACAUGAUGGCUGGAGUUAUUUGAACACAGUUGAGAGGUGGGACCCUCAAAGUCAGCAGUGGACAUUUGUGGCAAGUAUGUCAAUUGCCAGAAGCACUGUUGGAGUAGCAGCAUUAAAUGGCAAGUUAUAUUCGGUUGGAGGUCGGGAUGGAAGUUCAUGUUUGAGUUCAAUGGAAUAUUAUGAUCCUCACACGAAUAAAUGGAAUAUGUGUGCUCCUAUGUGUAAGAGAAGAGGAGGUGUAGGAGUGGCUACCUGUGAUGGCUUUCUUUAUGCAGUUGGAGGUCAUGAUGCUCCUGCUUCUAAUCACUGUUCUCGACUGCUGGAUUAUGUGGAAAGGUAUGACCCAAAAACUGAUACAUGGACAAUGGUGGCUCCACUGAGUAUGCCUCGAGAUGCUGUUGGUGUUUGUCUCCUUGGUGACAAAUUAUAUGCAGUGGGUGGCUACGAUGGUCAAUCAUACCUGAACACUAUGGAAGCAUAUGACCCUCAAACUAAUGAGUGGACACAGAUGGCUUCCUUAAAUAUUGGAAGGGCUGGUGCCUGUGUUGUAGUCAUCAAACAACCGUGACUUUGUCAGCACUGCUUAGGAUUUUACUGACUGUGAAAUGAUUAUUUUUCUAUGAGACAAAAAGAAUGAUAACUUCACAAAAGCAAGUAUCUAAACAGUGAAUACACUGUUGAUCACAAACUUGAAGAAGUUUGGAAGUGACAAAGAUUAAGUAUUUAUGCCCUAUAAAAUCAUAAAACUGUUCACAGUCAGUGAACAAGGAAAAAGCCCCCGAGUAUUGUAGGCGUAAAUAUGUGAAUGUAGAGUAGUAAGUUCAGGUAUCGUUCUCAUGAAUGUGUCCUGGAGAACUGGAUAAUCAUGGAAAAUCUACACAAAGAGUGGAAAGGAAUAUGAGAACAGUUUUCAUGGCUGCAAGAGAACUGCAGAAACAUGAAAGUAUAUUUAAUCAAUUUUAAACUGUGUUUUUUAAAAGAGAAAAGUGGGUAGUAAUAUAAUUUUUUGCUGUUAAGUCUUGUCUUCAAAUGGGUUAUGGUCUUCUCAUUUAAAUGAGCAGUUUGACUUUACUGAAAGGAAGAGGUCAAAUGGUCUGGAUAUUCAUAGUGACUGAGCUGUGACUCUAGAGCAGGAAGAAACACAAAACUAAAAGUAGACUUGUUUUGUAACUUCAGGUUGUACCUCCUCACCUGUGUUAAUGCAUCAUAUAAAUGAGUCUGUUGAGGGGGAAGCCUGUGUGUUUAAUCAAGUAAUAUAAAGCAGU
This is a messenger RNA of Agelaius phoeniceus (red-winged blackbird), 2938 nucleotides long. It is a transcript of the gene KLHL1, whose product is annotated as kelch like family member 1. The record is from RefSeq and is a predicted model, not a curated record. NCBI's taxonomy places the organism in Eukaryota, Metazoa, Chordata, Aves, Passeriformes, Icteridae. Gene Ontology annotation, molecular function: protein binding.